Messenger RNA from Closterium sp. NIES-67, 1705 nucleotides. NCBI's taxonomy places the organism in Eukaryota, Viridiplantae, Streptophyta, Zygnematophyceae, Desmidiales, Closteriaceae. The record is from the annotation of a GenBank genome assembly.
GAGGUUGGGUCGCUUUUUGAACACUCCCCUGCCCGUUACUGUACAUGGUGGAAGGGUUUAUCCCCCAACCUGCCUCCUUCCACCAUCCUUUCUCCACCAAUCCAGCUCCUUCCAGAAACGCGUCACCUUGCCGCUCAACGCGCAACUCCAUCCCACAAAUAAACAACGCGCUCACUCAUUCCACCAAUCCCCCUUGAAGUUCUACUCUCACGCCCGAGUUAGUUUGUGCUGUUAGACCUUGGCUACUGAUCUUGUCCGUGAUUUUUUUCGUCUUCAUUUUUCUCAACAUCGACAAAGAAGCCAGUUCCUUGCGCCCCAUGGCUGAGUACAAGAUCGCCUCUACCACCUCGACUGCAUGGCCAUCCGGGCAGCCAUCCGGGCCGUUCCUCGAUAUGCUACACGUCGUUUCAGCCGUCGAUAUCCGCCACGUGUUCGAUCUCAUGGAUCGCGACGGCGACGGGCGAAUCUCAAUUGUUGAGUUGGCCUCCGUUCUCGCAAGCCUCGGAGAAGCACGACCACAGGAUAUGGCGCGGAGAAUGAUGGCCCAAGCAGACACUGACGGUGACGGAUUCGUCGACUUUAAUGAAUUUCUCGCCGUUAACAAGACUUGUGCGGCCGCUGGCGCUUGCGCAGGCGCCGUUCCUGCAGGCUCACGGGCUAGCAGCAGGAGGAGCGGAAGCACCGGCAGCCGCGGUAGCAGCAUGGAGGAAUUGGAAUUUCCUCGUAACGGUAACGAUGCUGGGGCUGGCGAAAUUUGCCUGGCUUCGGCUGGCGACGCCGACAUGGCUGUCGCGAAUUCGCCCGAAUCCGACUCCACGUCGAUGGACGAACUCCUCGCGGCGUUCCGCUCGUUCGACAAGAACGGCGACGGUUACAUCACUGCUGACGAGCUUCGCGAAAUGCUUUUGCGAAUUGGAGCUGGCGAAGGGGAUGACGACGGAGAUGUGACGUUGGCCGAAUGCGAGCGGAUGAUUCGCGGGGUUGACUCUGACGGGGAUGGCCGAGUGUGCUUCUCGGAGUUUGUGAACAUGAUGAGGUGAUAAUAUCGGUGGGGAAACGACCGUCCAUUGCAACUUUAAACGUGGGCUGACCUUUACAUUAAGGUGAGGAGCCAACCCCUCCCGUUGGCUUCCAAGGCAUCUCUGCCUAAAUCUCGAAUAAGAUCAUGUGAUACGGUAGUUGCUGAACAGCUAUGGCGGCUUGUACAUUGCCGUAGUUGAUGCAUUGACCUUGGCCUUAGAAUGGCCUCUGUUGGAUCGUCGUGCCUUCCUAGUGCUGUGCCUAGUAGCAGCUAUUUCUUGUGGGCUGACUUGUCCAAAUGUUUUUUCCAUUUGUGGGCUGGGCUGCUUUAGUUGGUCGUAUCAUAGGAGAGCUGUCUUUCAACGCGAACAUGUUAGACUUCACAGAUAUACCUUUCUGAAUUAUCUUGUAUUGUUACGAGGACGGCGAAAACGAACAUGACUGAAGAUGAGGUAGGGGUCACUCUGGUUUUAGGGCGUGUCCCAAGCGGAUCUUUGUCUCCGGUUUUAGGGCGUUAGAGCGUGUUCCGACGGACCUCUUCCCAGGUUUCCUCUUCCGACAAUCGGCCCUCGAUGGUGAACGUGUUCCAAUGUCCAUUUUCCCAGCUAACUCGUUUUGGAUUCGUGUUCUUCACCGCAAUGAAUCAGCCCCCGUAAAAAAUCGAACUGUACAUUUUCGUGUACGU